Molecule: messenger RNA, 321 nt
Organism: Lodderomyces margitis
Lineage: Eukaryota; Fungi; Ascomycota; Pichiomycetes; Serinales; Debaryomycetaceae
Exons: 1
Coding region: 1-321 (106 amino acids)
Source: RefSeq, a predicted model, not a curated record
AUGUUCUCUAGAUUACUGAAAAGGAUAACGACCCAAAGGUUUCAACACACUGCAGCCAAGCAAACGUCAAAGUCUGUCCCAUUCAACAACAAGUACAAUUUUAACUUGAAUCCUCCACCCGUUCAUGAAUACUGGAAUGUUUACAACUCAAGCGUGCUCUUUGCAUUUGUGCCCGUGUUUUUAAGUAUUGCAUAUUUUGCCAAAUACAUUGGUGUUAAUAUAGAAGGAAAUGCCGGUUUAUUGGAAUACGCCAAUGGUGAGAAUUCGCCUUUGAAGUCUAUCAAAUUUGGUGAGCCACAACUUAAAGCGUCGAAAGAGUAA